AUGGCUUGUUCGUCGACUCUAGAGGCGGAACUGCCUGGCAGUACUGGUAGAGGGAAGAGAGGAGAGGCGGCAGAGAUGGACUUACUAAAAGACCUGCCCAGUUACGACCGUGAGAACUUCUCUCGUUUCUCACACGGGUGCUGGCAGACCCACCAGGCAACCAGCAAGCCGUAUAUCAGGCUCAAGAACGGGACAGAAGAUCACGCCAUUGAGAUCCUGACGGACAACACUAGUAUAAUGCUGAGAGACCUCGAGAGAGAGGCCAUGAAGAACAACAGACUGACACUAAAGAGAAGUGGGGUGAGAGAAGACACUUCUCGCAAGGUACCGAGACUGGACCUGGACCAAACUCCCCAGACCCAGUCGGCUCCCUGGACUGCUGAUUCUCCAUCUAGUGAUCCUAACUCACCCCCUCUCCUCCACCCUCUCUAGUUUCCUAUCACAUGAUCCCUUGGCUCCACCCCCUUAUAUGCCACCUAUCCAACUUUCAUCUCCACUAUCUCUUGUAGAGUUUCGGAUGUGCCUGUGUAUGCAUAUUAUUAUGACUGUUUGGUUAGCACAUUUGCAAUAUCCGGCAGAAAGUUUGUAUAUUAACAGAUUUUAGUGCAGCCCCAUUUUAUCCCGCUCCCUCAAAAAUUUUUUGUUACACAAUCCUCCAAUCCCUUGUUUUUUUUCUUCUUAAAGCUGCUUUUUUUAACGAGAACAUUUAGUUGCUACCAUUUUUUACAUAUCAAAGGGAUGAAGAGAAUAAAUUAACAUUAACACAUCUGAUAAUAAUUACAGCCUAUUCAUCAUCCUAUGCCACAUGUACACAUAAUAUUACAAGUUUUAGAUCCACUUGAUGAUUGUGUCAUAGAAACAGGGGCUUCCCUCUCCCUGUGUCCCCAACACUACAACUUGUCGAGGUAAUUGGACAGGUCGGGAAGGCUCUCCUUCAGCCCCUUCCGCUUGCGGGUGUCCGUGACAACAAUCCCUGGCUUGGUGGUGGGGUCAAAGGGAUCACCGGGCAAGAUCUGCCAGUGGUCGAAGACGCACUGUGGGAAGGCCUGGCCUGAGGUGUUGGAGCGAAGAUCAGCUGUGAAUCCAAAUGACUCAUUCACAGGGAGGUUGGCCUUGACGAUGAACAUGGGGGUCCCGAUCACCUGCGUCUCCUCGAAGACGUGGCCACGCCUCCUGUUCAGGACACCAUAGAUACCGCCCACAGCAGCUUCAGGACACUGGAAGAUAGAAAAAGACGAUGAAAUUACGAAGCGGUCCAAAAUACUCUCUCACAGUCACAAA
Messenger RNA from Geodia barretti, 1281 nucleotides. Lineage: Eukaryota; Metazoa; Porifera; Demospongiae; Tetractinellida; Geodiidae. The record is from the annotation of a GenBank genome assembly.